ACUUGCUAUAAGGACACCACCACCAGCGACUCUUAAAUCAGCUCCUCUUAUUUUUACGCAGAUUUGAAGCAACAAAACAACAAAACAGGAGGAGCAGCGAUAGAAGAGAGGAAAAGCAGCUUACAUCUUUUUUUUUUUUUUUAUUAUUCUCAGGUAAAGUGAGCUGUUUCAUUAUCACUGUCAAAUACUAAUAUAUAUAGCCAAACAUGUUUGUUUGGAGAAUGUUUGGAGACAUGCUGUGCCAUCACCAAACUUAACUCUCUCUCUCUCUUCCCCUCUUCCUCCAACACGCGCUGUCUUCUCUUCUUGUCCUCCAGCGGUCAGAGACGCUCGUGCACCGAGAGGACCUACCAUGAUAAGGCUUGUGGACAUAGUGCUGUCUGUGCUGCUGUGCCGGAGCUGCCUCGGCGGCUACCCGGUGAGCCUCUUCGCGGCUCAGCAGACCUCUCCUCCGGACCCUUGCUACGACGAGCACGGCAACCCGCGGCGCUGCAUCCCGGACUUCGUCAACUCCGCCUUCGGCAAGGAGGUGAAAGUCUCCAGCACCUGCGGACACAAGACACCCGGCCGCUACUGCGUUGUGACAUCCACGGAGAAAGCAGCCGAUGAGGAGAGGACGAGGAACUGUCACAGCUGCGACGCGUCGGACCCCAAGAAGUCCCAUCCUGCGGCGUAUUUAACAGACCUCAACAACCCGCACAACCUCACCUGCUGGCAGUCAGACAACUUCCUCCAGUACCCGCAAAACGUCACCUUGACUCUCUCUCUCGGGAAGAAGUUCGAGGUGACUUACGUGAGCCUGCAGUUCUGCUCUCCAAGACCCGAGUCCAUGGUGAUUUACAAGUCCAUGGACUACGGGAAAACUUGGGUGCCCUUUCAGUUUUACUCCACGCAGUGCAGGAAGAUGUACAACAAGCCGAACCGAGCCGUGAUAACGAAGCAGAACGAGCAGGAGGCGGUGUGCACGGACUCCCACACCGACAUGUUCCCGUUAACCGGAGGACUCAUCGCCUUCAGCACGCUGGAUGGAAGACCGUCCGCGCAUGAUUUUGACAACUCUCCGGUGCUGCAGGACUGGGUGACGGCCACCGACAUCAAGGUGGUGUUCAGUCGGUUGCACACUUUUGGAGACGAGAACGAGGACGACUCGGAGCUGGCAAGGGACUCGUAUUUCUACGCGGUGUCGGACCUGCAGGUCGGUGGGAGAUGCAAGUGCAACGGGCACGCGUCUCGGUGCGUAAAGGACCGAGGAGACGGGAGUCUGGUGUGCGAGUGCAAACACAACACCGCAGGACCGGAGUGCGACAGGUGCAAACCUUUCCACUACGACAGACCGUGGCAGAGAGCCACAGCACGGGAGGCCAACGAGUGUGUCGCCUGUAACUGUAACCUUCACGCCCGAAGGUGUCGUUUCAACAUGGAGCUGUACAAGCUGUCGGGGAGGAAGAGCGGAGGAGUCUGCCUCAACUGUCGCCACAACACGGCCGGACGCCACUGCCACUACUGCAAGGAGGGCUACUACCGAGACCUGUCCAAACCCAUCUCACACAGGAAAGCCUGCAAAGCAUGUGAUUGCCAUCCCGUGGGUGCUGCUGGCAAAACCUGUAACCAAACCACAGGACAAUGUCCCUGUAAAGACGGCGUGACUGGUAUCACGUGCAACCGCUGCGCUAAAGGCUACCAGCAGAGCCGCUCGCCCAUUGCCCCCUGCAUAAAGAUUCCAGUUGCACCUCCUACAACUCCAUCCAGCAGUACAGAGGAGCCAUCAGACUGCGACUCUUACUGCAAAGCGUCUAAAGGCAAACUGAAGAUCAACAUGAAGAAGUACUGCAAGAAAGAUUACGCUGUCCAGGUGCACAUCCUGAAGGCAGACAAAGCCGUGGAGUGGUGGAAGUUCACCGUCAACAUCAUCUCGGUCUACAAGCAGGGCGAGAGCCGCAUCCGCCGCGGCGACCAGUUCCUGUGGGUCCGCGCCAAAGACGUGGCCUGCAAGUGUCCCAAGAUCAAGCCCGGGAAGAAGUACCUGCUUCUGGGGAACGACGAGGACUCCCCCGGCCAGAGCGGCGUGGUGGCAGACAAAGGCAGCCUGGUUAUCCAGUGGAGGGACACGUGGGCGCGCAGGCUCAGGAAGUUCCAGCAGCGCGAGAAGAAAGGCAAGUGCAAGAAGCCAUAGGAAGCGGGAAAAGAUGGAGAGGAUGCCGGAGAGGAGGGAGAGGAAUUCAAGAGGAAAGCUGAGCGGGUGAUUUAAAAAAAAAAUUAUAAUAAAAAAAAGUGAAAGAGAGGCAGACAGAGGACCACGGACAGACAAGAGACUGUUUAUGUCGCUGCUUUUUUUGUGUAGAAGCAUGAAGAGAAUUAUUUAGGAUGAUUUGUUUUUCUAGUGAACUUUUGUUGAAGGAGCUCACCUUGCAGAUUUGGUUUUAUGGUUUAUUUUACUCUGAGAUUUGUCUCUCUUGUGGAUUUGCCGAAUUUGCACCUAUUACCAGCAUAUAAAGUUAUUUGUGUUUUCUUUAUCUCAGUAUGAAAUCAUUAUAUUUUAUGUUUUAUUUUUAUGGACAUUUUCUGCUGGUGCAAAAAUGACAGAAAAAAAGCCACUUAACUACCACUGCAAUGUUGCCUCUGCAUGGUUUUCUUGUUGUAUUCUUAGCUGAGAAGCGAGUUUGUUUCAUCAAAAGUCUUCACUGAUCUGAUUGAGGCAAUAAUAAUAUUUCCUCUGUUAAGAAAUGUGCCAUAAAAAAAACAUAUUGUUUGCAAGCCACAGAAAUGCAUAAUACAUUUCAAUGACUUUCCUUUUCACCUGUUGUUCAAAUUCAGGUAUAUCUGCAACUCAAGAAAUCUGCCGUUCUACAUUUUUAGCUGUCGGGACUUUUACAAAUUUAGAACAUGCAAGUGACAGAAGAGAUAAAACACAGUAUUGACUGAUUCAUCUUGAGCGUAUCUUUACUCCCCUAUUUGCCCAUUCACUGGUUACAUUUUGGUGGUUCAGUAUCUGUGCAUGUGAACACAUCUCACUUGCGUUCACUAACUGGUGCUGCUCAUGGUACUAAAGUAAAAAAAAAUACACGUUUUUGAGAGGACAGACUAAAUCACUGAUUUCACUUUCAAUACUUACAGUAACUGUGAUUUUUUUUAUUAUUCACAACUCCAGUAGGAGUUUAACAUCUGACUUACAAAAGGACCAGAAGCCAGCCACAUUGAUUGUUAUAAAAUAAUAUGAAAAUAUUCACAAGUGGCUACAAAAUAUAAUGUAACAUUUUGUUUUUGCUUUAAUUCAUUACAUCUACAAUUAAGUGACAAUAUUUACUUUGAUUUGAGCUCCUCAAGUUACCCAAGGUAGGUCAUCAUUGUGCAGAAUGGAUGCAACAUUAUUGUUGUGCCGAUGAAAGUACUGCAUGUUAUCAGAGGAUACUGACACAAACAUGCAAAUAGAUUAUGUUUAAAUGUAUUCCUUUACAUCAGCUCAUGAAAAAUACUUUGUACAAGGUGUCAAAAUGUAUCUUUAAAAAAUUGUAUGAAUACGACAAAGGAAGAAAAAUAUCCUUUUAACCCAUUUGUGCUAAGACUAUAUUUAUAAAUGCCACAACAUUUGUUCUGAUUGCUCAAAAGUCUUGAAAAUUGGUACGAACAUACUUUUGAUAAGUAUCUAACAGUGCAACUUUGAAUUUUUUCAGAUCACAUGAAAAAUCACACUUUUAAUUUUCAACUCGUUAUGAGUUCAUAGAUAUCAAACACUUGAUUGUGCUCCUUGUAGUUUCUGAGAUACAGACAUUUUCUUAUCAGACUUGUACUAG
Sebastes umbrosus (honeycomb rockfish) is the source of this 3791-nucleotide messenger RNA. It is a transcript of the gene ntn1a, whose product is annotated as netrin 1a. Bases 353 to 2173 code for a protein of 606 amino acids. NCBI's taxonomy places the organism in Eukaryota, Metazoa, Chordata, Actinopteri, Perciformes, Sebastidae. Gene Ontology annotation, molecular function: protein binding. The record is from RefSeq and is a predicted model, not a curated record. The transcript has 6 exons.